AUGUCGUGGAUAUGUCCCUUUUUCCUGCAGAGAAUGUUAGAAAUUUUAGCAUAGUCGCUCAUGUGGACCAUGGCAAAAGUACUUUAGCAGACAGGCUGUUGGAAAUAACAGGAACAAUUGCCAAAACUGCCCAUAACAAACAAGUGCUGGAUAAAUUGCAAGUGGAGCGGGAAAGAGGAAUCACUGUCAAAGCUCAGACUGCCUCUCUUUUUUAUAACCAGGAAGGAACAAAUUACCUUUUAAAUCUCAUCGACACGCCUGGCCAUGUAGAUUUUAGCUAUGAAGUAUCCCGAUCAUUGUCUGCUUGUCAAGGUGUCUUGCUUGUUGUGGAUGCGAACGAGGGCAUUCAGGCUCAAACGGUGGCAAACUUUUAUCUUGCUUUCGAAGCGCAACUCUCAAUAAUUCCUGUUAUAAAUAAGAUUGAUCUAAAGAAUGCCGAUCCUGAGAGGGUUGAAAAACAAAUUGAAAAAGUAUUUGAUAUCCCCAAAGAAGACUGUAUUAGGAUUUCUGCCAAACUCGGAACAAAUGUUGAAAAAAUACUUCAGGAAGUUAUUGCAAGGAUCCCCCCGCCCACGAUCAGCACUUGUGACCCGCUGAAGGCUCUGGUGUUCGAUUCUACCUUUGAUCAUUACCGAGGGGUCAUCGCUAACAUAGCGCUGUUUGGCGGGGAGGUCCGUAAGGGCCAUAAGAUAAUGUCAGCUAACACAAAAAAGACUUACGAAGUUAAUGAAGUAGGAAUUCUGACACCCAACGAGCUACCAACACAUAAACUAUAUGCGGGCCAGGUGGGCUACCUGAUUGCUGGAAUGAAAGAGAUUACAGAAGCCCAAAUCGGAGACACACUCUGUUUACAUAACCAACCAGUGGAGCCACUGCCGGGGUUUCAGCCAGCGAAGCCAAUGGUCUUUGCAGGAAUGUACCCAGUAGACCAGUCGGAAUACAGCAACCUGAAAAGUGCUAUAGAAAAACUGACCCUGAACGAUUCCAGCGUUACUGUUCACCGUGAUAACAGCGCUGCCCUGGGAGCCGGGUGGAGGUUGGGUUUUCUUGGCCUCUUACAUAUGGAAGUUUUUAAUCAGCGUUUGGAACAAGAAUACAACGCAUCUGUCAUCUUGACAGCACCCACAGUUCCCUAUAAGGCGGUUCUUUCGUCAGCAAAAUUGAUAAAGGCACAUAGGAAAGAGGAGAUAACCAUUAUAAAUCCCGCCGCGUUUCCUGAUAAGUCAACAGUGGUGGAAUAUUUGGAGCCUACUGUGAUGGGCACCAUCAUAACACCUGAUGAACAUAUCAGCAAAAUAAUCACUCUGUGCCAGAGUCGAAGGGCUGUUCAGAAGGACCUGGUGUACAUCGACGAUCACAGAGUCAUGAUGAAGUAUCUCUUUCCGCUGAAUGAAAUUGUAGUUGAUUUCUACGAUGCUUUGAAAUCCCUCUCCUCUGGAUAUGCCAGUUUUGACUAUGAAGAUGCAGGAUACCAGACUGCAGAUCUUGUCAAGAUGGACAUCCUUUUAAAUGGAAAUGCCGUAGAAGAACUGAUAACUAUUGUACACAAGGACAAGGUGUACAAAGAGGGUAAAGUUCUGUGUGAACGCUUAAGAGAUGUUAUUCCAAGACAACUGUUUGAAAUAGCAAUUCAAGCAGCGGUUGGAAAAAAAAUAAUUGCAAGAGAAACGGUGAAAGCAUAUAGAAAAAAUGUCCUGGCAAAAUGUUAUGGUGGAGAUAUUUCGCGGAAAACGAAGCUUUUGAAGAGGCAAGCCGAAGGAAAGAAGAAGCUGAGGAAAAUUGGGAAUGUGGAAGUGCCCAAGGAUGCCUUCAUCAGUGUUCUAAAGAGACAGCCUGACAAGUAGCUUGAAAGU
Messenger RNA from Euleptes europaea (tarantolino), 1853 nucleotides. It is a transcript of the gene GUF1, whose product is annotated as GTP binding elongation factor GUF1. Gene Ontology annotation, biological process: positive regulation of translation. NCBI's taxonomy places the organism in Eukaryota, Metazoa, Chordata, Lepidosauria, Squamata, Sphaerodactylidae. The transcript is spliced from 16 exons. Gene Ontology annotation, cellular component: mitochondrion. The coding region runs from base 12 to 1844 and encodes 610 amino acids. Gene Ontology annotation, molecular function: GTPase activity; mitochondrial ribosome binding; GTP binding. The record is from RefSeq and is a predicted model, not a curated record.